Molecule: messenger RNA, 6982 nt
Organism: Sus scrofa (pig)
Lineage: Eukaryota; Metazoa; Chordata; Mammalia; Artiodactyla; Suidae
Gene: MYO7B
Product: myosin VIIB
Cellular component (GO): cytoskeleton; myosin complex
Molecular function (GO): cytoskeletal motor activity; protein binding; ATP binding
Source: RefSeq, a predicted model, not a curated record
AAUGGGUGUGCCUGGAGCCCGAGGACAAAGUCCUGUAAUAAAUUACAUGGGCCUGGAGGACUCUGCCAUUUCCUCUUGGGGCCCUUCUGCCUCUUCCUCCUCUCUCACACUCUCCCGCACACCCAGGGACCUGGCAUUGCCUCUUCGCCUGGCUCUUUCUGAGUGCCCAGGGCGGAGGGGAAGGCAGACACCCAGAUCCUCAUCCUGACAAGGUCUACCAGUUUUUGCCACAUGUAUUUUGAUGCGCUGUUGUUAGGCAUAUACAAGCUGUCAGGAGCCGCUGCCUCAGGAUGUCAGGCUUAAGACUGGGUGACCACGUGUGGCUGAACCCCACCUCUGCCAACAAGAUCAGUGUGGCCAUUGGAGGCAUCGUCAAAGAAACCAAGCCUGGCAAGAUCUUGGUUGAAGAUGAUGAGGGCAAGGAACACUGGAUCCAAGCAGGGGACCUUGACACUCUCAGCCCCAUGCACCCCAACUCGGCUGAGGGCGUGGAUGACAUGAUCCGCCUGGGGGACCUGAACGAGGCAGGCAUGGUGCACAACCUCCUGAUCCGCUACCAACAGCACAAAAUCUACACGUACACAGGCUCCAUCCUGGUGGCGGUGAACCCAUUCCAGGUGCUACCCCUUUACACCGUGGAGCAGAUACAGCUGUACUACAACCGCCACGUAGGGGAGCUGCCGCCACACAUCUUUGCCAUCGCCAACAGCUGCUACUUCAACAUGAAGAAGAACAAGAGGGACCAGUGCUGCAUUAUCAGUGGCGAGUCUGGAGCUGGUAAGACGGAGACCACCAAGCUCAUCCUGCAGUUCCUGGCCACCAUCAGUGGCCAGCAUUCAUGGAUUGAGCAGCAGGUCCUGGAGGCCAACCCCAUCCUGGAAGCCUUUGGAAAUGCCAAAACGAUCCGAAAUGACAACUCAAGCCGCUUCGGGAAGUACAUUGACAUCUACUUCAACUCCAGUGGGGUGAUCAAGGGGGCACGCAUUGAACAAUUUCUCCUGGAGAAAUCCCGGGUCUGUCGGCAGGCCCCAGAAGAGCGGAACUACCACAUUUUCUACUGCAUGCUCAUGGGAAUGAGCGCGGAGGAGAAGAAGCUGCUGGGACUGGGAACGCCCUCCGAAUACCACUACCUGACCAUGGGGAACUGCACCUCCUGUGAGGGCAUCAAUGACUCCAAGGACUACGCCCAUAUCCGCUCGGCCAUGAAGAUCCUCAUGUUCUCCGACUCUGAAAACUGGGACCUCAGCAAGCUGCUGGCCGCCAUUCUCCACCUGGGGAACGUGGAGUUCAUGGCUGCGGUCUUCGAGAAUCUGGACUCCUCUGAUGUGAUGGAGACGCCCGCCUUUCCUACAGCAAUGAAAUUACUGGAGGUGAAGGACCAGGCACUCCGAAACUGUCUGAUCAGGCACUCCAUCACCGUCCGUGGGGAGUUUGUCACCAGGCCCCUGAACCUUGUACAAGCUGCAGACCGAAGAGAUGCCUUCGUCAAGGGCAUUUAUGGACACCUCUUCCUAUGGAUUGUCGGAAAAAUCAAUGCUGCAAUUUUCACGCCACCUGAUCAGGACCCCAAAAAUGUGCGAAAGACCAUUGGCCUCCUGGACAUAUUUGGCUUUGAAAAUUUCCAGAAAAAUAGCUUUGAGCAGCUAUGCAUCAACCUAGCCAACGAGCACCUGCAGCAGCUCUUCGUGCAACACGUGUUCACUGUGGAGCAAGAGGAGUACCGUGCCGAGAACAUCGCCUGGGACUACAUCCACUACACCGACAACCGGCCCACCCUGGACCUGCUGGCCCUCAAGCCCAUGAGCAUCAUAUCCCUCCUGGAUGAAGAGAGCCACUUCCCACAGGGGACAGACACCACCUUGCUGCAAAAACUGAAGAGUGUCCACGCCAAAAACAAGGCCUUCCUGCAGCCCAAGAACAUCCAUGAUGCUCGAUUUGGCAUUGCCCAUUUCGCUGGCGAGGUGUACUACCAGACAGAAGGCUUCCUGGAGAAGAAUCGGGAUGUGCUGAGCGAGGACAUCCUCACCCUGGUCUACUCCUCCCAAAACAAGUUCCUGCGGGAGAUAUUCAGGCUGGAGUCAGUGGAGACCAAGCGGGGUCUGGGGACCAUCAUCCAGGCGAAUGCGGGCAGCCGGCUCUUCAAGUCCUCAGACUCCGGCAAGCGGCCCUCCACCUUGGCCAGCCAGUUCAAACAGUCCCUGGACAAGCUGAUGAAAAUCCUGACCAACUGCCAGCCCUACUUCGUCCGCUGCAUCAAACCCAAUGAGUACAAGAAGCCACUGCUCUUCGACAGGGAACUGUGUAUCCGGCAGCUGCGCUACUCGGGGAUGAUGGAGACCGUGCACAUCCGCAAGUCCGGCUUCCCCAUCCGCUACUCUUUCGAGGAGUUCUCGCAGAGGUUCCGCGUCCUGCUGCCCAGCGCCGUGCGCAAGGAGCUUCGGGACAAGUUUCGCCAGAUGGCCCUGCGUAUUGCUGAAAUGUGGCUGGGGACAGACAAAGACUGGAAAGUGGGAAAGACCAAAAUUUUUCUCAAGGAUAACCACGACACUCUUCUGGAGGUACAGAGGAGCCAGGCCCUGGACAAGGCCGCAGUCAGCAUCCAGAGGGUCCUGCGAGGCUACAAAUACAGGAAGGAAUUUCUGAGGCAGAGGCAGGCAGCUGUGACCCUCCAGGCUGGGUGGAGAGGCUACUACAACAGGAGGAACUUCAAGCUGAUCCUCCUGGGUUUUGAGCGCCUUCAGGCCAUUGCCCGCAGCCACCUGCUGACCAAGCAGUUCCAGGCCCUGAGACAGAGGAUGGUCCAACUGCAGGCCCUCUGCCGGGGCUACCUGGUGCGCCAGCAAGUUCAGGCCAGGAGAAAGGCCGUGGUGGUCAUCCAGGCAUACGCCAGGGGCAUGGCUGCCCGGCGGAACUUCAGGCGGCAGAAAGCCAGUGAGCCUCUGGCCAUCCCGGCUGUAGAGCAGAAGAGCCCAAACGUGGUCCCCAGCCGGAAGCGUAAGUCCAUCUACGACACCAUCACCGACACAGAGAUGGUAGAGCAGGUGUUCGGCUUCCUACCUUCCCUGGUCGGCGGGCAGGAGGGUCCAGCCCCACCACGCUUCGAGGAUCUAGACGUGAAGACCCAGAAGCUGCCCGAGGUCGACCUGGACACAGUCCCCAUGCUGGAGGAGCCCGAGGAGGAUGAGGACGGCCUGGCUGAGUACACCUUCCCCAAGUUCGCCAUGACCUACUUCCAGAAAUCCGCCAGCCACGUACACAUCCGGCGGCCCCUCCGAUACCCUCUUCUCUACCACGAGGACGAUGCUGACUGCUCGGCCGCCCUGGCUGUGUGGAGCAUCAUCCUGAGGUUCAUGGGGGACCUUCCGGAGCCAGUGCUCUUUGCCAGGAACACCCUGCGAGAUGGCUCGGUGAUGCGGCAGAUCCACGACGCCCUGGAUAAGGGGAGCAGCACUCAGCUUCCACAGCAAGGCGGAUCGUCACAGAGGCCCAGCCGCAGGGACAGAGGGACCAAGGACAUCUCAUCCAUGAAGCUGAAGCGGUCCUCCAGGGUCACAGGCCAGGUGGCCAGCCAGCUGAACAUUGGAGAAGAGGCGUCUGAUGGUCCCCUCUCAGAACGACCCAUGUCCAAUCUGGAGAAGGUGCAGUUCAUCGUGGGCUUCGCCAUCCUGCGGCCCAGUCUCAGGGAUGAGAUUUACUGCCAGAUCUGCAAGCAGCUGUCUGAGAACUACAAAAAGAGCAGCUUGGCCCGGGGCUGGAUCCUGCUUAGCCUGUGCCUGGGCUGCUUCCCGCCCUCCGAGAGGCUCAUGAAGUAUCUGCUGAACUUCAUUGGUCAAGGGCCAGCCAGCUACGGGCCCUUCUGUGCUGAGCGCCUGAAACGCACCUGUGUCAACGGGGUGCGCAUGGAGCCCCCCUCCUGGCUGGAGCUGCAGGCGGUCAAAUCCAAGAAGCACAUCCCCAUCCAUGUCACCUUGGCGACGGGCGAGAGCCUGACCAUUAUGGUGGACUCAGCCUCCACGUCUAGGGAAGUCUGCCUGCACAUCGCCCACAAACAGGGCCUCAGCGACUGCCUGGGCUUUUCUCUGCAGGUUGCCGUGUAUGACAAGUUCUGGUCCCUGGGCAGCGGGCGCGACCAUGUGAUGGAUGCUGUGGCCCAAUGUGAGCAGCUGGCCCGGGAGAGGGGGGAGACCGAGCGCCAGUCGCCUUGGCGCCUCUACUUCCGGAAGGAGUUCUUCACCCCGUGGCACAACUCCCAAGAGGACCCAGUCAGCACCCAGCUCAUUUAUCGCCAAAUCCUCCACGGGGUCUGGUCCAGCGAGUACAGCUUCGAGAAGGAGGAAGAGCUUGUAGCGUUUCUGGCUCAGCACUGCUAUGUGCAUCUUGGUGCCUCGGCGCGGAGUGAGGCCAUCCAGGAGCUGCUGCCCAGCUGCAUCCCCUCCAAGCUGUACAGGACCAAGACCCCAGAGAAGUGGGCCAGCCUGGUCACCGCCGUCCACACCAAGGCACCGUAUACCCAGAAGCGGGCCACACCACUGUCCGUACAAGAGCAGGUGGUGGACACCGCCUGCCUGCAGUGGCCACUGCUCUUCUCCCGUCUCUUUGAAGUCACCACACUCUCAGGCCCCCGACUGCCCAAGACUCAUCUGAUCCUGGCUGUUAACUGGAAGGGGCUGUACUUCCUGGACCAGAAGGAGAAAAUGCUCCUAGAGCUCUCUUUCCUAGAGAUCAUGAGUCUGAUCACCAACAGGGAGGCCCGAGGUGGGCAGAGGCUGGUGCUCUCCACACUGCACGAAGAGGAAUACGAGUUCCAGUCCCCCAGCAGCGUGGCCAUUGCUGAGCUGGUGGCCCUGUUUCUGGAGGGCUUGAAGGAGAGGUCCGUUUUCACCAUGGCUCUGCAGGACAGGAAGGCCACAGAUGACGUCACUUUCCUGCCCUUCAAGAAGGGGGACUUACUGAUCCUGACAAAGAAGCAGGGGCUGCUGGCUUCUGAGGACUGGACCCUGGCCCAGAAUGACAGGACAGGCAAGACGGGGCUGGUGCCCACAGCCUGCCUCUAUGCCAUCCCAACAGUCACCAAGCCCUCGGCACAGCUGCUGAGCUUGCUCGCCAUGUCACCUGAGAAGCGGAAGGUAGCAGCCCAGGAGGGGAGGUUGGCAGAGCCACCGCCAGAGGAGCAGCCUGAGGAGAAGCUGCACACCCUGGAGGAAUUCUCCUACGAGUUUUUUAGGGCCCCAGAGAAGGAGACACUCAGCAGAGCCAUGCUCCCCAUGGCCCGAACCCGGGGCCACCUGUGGGCCCACUCACCUGAGCCGCUGCGGCAGCCCCUGCUCAAGCGCGUCCAUGCCAAUGUUGAGCUGCGAGAUGUCGCCUGUCAGAUCUUCAUCGCCAUCCUCAGGUACAUGGGCGACUACCCUUCUCGACAGGCCUGGACCUCCCUGGAGCUCACCGACCAGAUCUUCUCGUUGGCGCUCCAGGAUGCAGCCCUGCAGGAUGAGGUCUACUGCCAGAUCCUGAAGCAGCUGACGCACAAUACCAAGAGGUACAGCGAGGAGCGGGGCUGGCAGCUGCUAUGGCUCUGCACCGGCCUCUUCCCGCCCAGCAAGGCGCUGCUGCCCCACGCCCAGAAGUUCAUAGACACUCGGAGAAGGAAGGUGCUAGCCCCCGACUGUAGCUGCCGGAUCCAGCGGGUACUGAGAAUGGGGCCCCGGAAGCAGCCCCCACACCACGUGGAAGUGGAGGCCGUGGAGCAGAACAUCUUCCGAAUCUGCCACAAGAUCUACCUGCCCAACAACACAGACGAGAUGCUGGAGGUGGGCACCAACGCCCGGGUGCGAGAUGUCUGUGAGAGCGUUGCCACCCGGCUGCAGCUUGCCUCCUGGGAGGGUUGCAGCCUCUUCAUCAAGAUCUCAGACAAGGUCAUCAGCCAGAAGGAGGGAGACUUCUUCUUUGACUCUUUGCGACAAGUGUCUGACUGGGUGAAGAAGAACAAGCCUCAGAAAGAAGGGGCCCGGGUGACACUCCCCUACCAGGUGUACUUCAUGCGGAAACUGUGGCUCAACGUGGCCCCGGGGAAAGAUGUGAAUGCGGACACCAUACUCCAUUACCAUCAGGAGCUGCCCAAGUACCUGCGCGGGUUCCACAAGUGUUCGCAAGAGGAUGCCAUCCACCUGGCAGGCCUCAUCUACAAGGCCCAGUUUGCUGAUGACCGAUCCCAGCUAGCCAGUAUCCCCAAGAUCCUGAGGGAGCUCGUGCCCGAGAACUUCACACGCCUGAUGUCCUCAGAGGAGUGGAAAAAGAACAUCCUCCUGGCCUAUGACAAGCACAGGGACAAGACAGUGGAGGAGGCCAAGGUGGCCUUCCUGAAGUGGAUCUGCCGGUGGCCCACAUUCGGGUCUGCCUUCUUCGAGGUGAAGCAAACUUCGGAGCCCUCCUACCCGGACAUCGUCCUCAUCGCCAUCAAUCGGCACGGAGUCCUGCUCAUCCACCCCAAGACCAAGGACCUACUCACCACCUACCCCUUCACCAAGAUCGCCAGCUGGAGCAGCGGCAGCACCUACUUCCACAUGGUGCUGGGGAGUCUGGGCCGGGGCAGCCGCCUGCUGUGUGAGACCUCACUGGGCUACAAGAUGGACGACCUGCUGACCUCAUAUGUGCAGACAUUGAUGAGUGCUGUGAACAAGCAGCGGGGCUCCAGGGCCCCCCCAGCCAACCCAUAGCAGCAGGGGCUCUCUUGUCCACUCAGCCACCCUCCCCAAUCGGGGGGUCCUAGUGACACUUCCCUAGGGCCCUCCACUCGGCCCAGGGCCUGCCCUCUGCAGGCAGCCUUACAUGUCGCUCUCUCCCCAGAACACCACUCCUCAACACCCCUGGGCACCUGGGGGGCCUCCCCCAGGUGCUGUGAGGGCCAAAGGAGGGAGCCCAGGACAGGCCUCCAGGCCAGCGGGUGGAUGGCAGAGAGGAUGUUCAAUAAAAGUCCACGCAGCAA